GGAACAAAGAAAAAGCUGGUUCAGAUUCUCUCCUGGAUGUUCUUGAGCAGUUUGUCCAGUUCUACAGGCUUGAAAAUGGAGUACAUCAUAAAGACAUAUGGGAGGCAGAUGCAGUGAAACGACUUCUGAAAGUGCUGUCUUCUGUGAAAGAAAUCCCUGAAGGGGUGGUUUGCAACAUCUCUGAUGCCUGUGCUGACAGCUUCAUAAAACAGCUGCUGGAGAAGCAAAUGUGGAGGACAGUUUUGCUGCUGCUCACGGGGAAAGCCACUGUGUCAGAGUCCUCAGGGGCAGGAGGGCUCUUCAAAAACUGUGACCUCUCAGACGUGGACAUCGGCAACGUCGUCCAGCGCUGCGACGGGACGGAUGAGCAGAUGCACCUCAUAAGGUGCUUGGUUGAACGAGGAGCUUCUCCACAUGGAACUGGUACCAACUCUGAAAUACCACUGCAAAUAUGCCUCAAAAAGAAUUACUUUAAACUGGUGCAUUUUCUGCUGACCAAGGGCGCAGAUCCUCGAAGCAUCUCCACUGCACAAGGAGAUACUCCUCUGCAUGCUGCAGUUUCCAUCUGUUUGAAUAAAAAAGAUGAGGCUGCUUUAAACAUCCUGAACUAUCUGCUUGAUCUCUUUGCUUCAAGACCUUCUGACUUUCCAUACCUGAAUCCAAACGUGCAAGAUGAGCAUGGAGACACAGUGAUGCACCGUGUUUUUCAGAGAGGAGUUUCACCACAGGCUUUUAGAGUAAUGGAAUCCUUGGCCAGAUUUGAUAUUAACUUAAACAUCAAAAACAAAUUAGGGAGAGAUGUGGGGCAUAAAAGCAAAAAAAAUUACGUCCUGCUACGUGCCUGGAAUAAUGCUACAGGGGAGAAGAGGAGGUGUCGUCAGGAUGUAGCAGGGCAGGGUGUUAAAACUGUCCCAGCCUCUAAGAUUUCCCAGCCAAAGAGCUCUGGGCGUCCUGGCAACGUGGUGCGUGGUGAUUUAAAGCCUCCCUGCUCUGUGAAGGCAGAAAAGGAUCCUUUGGCAAAGCAGGAGACAGAAAGAGUCACUAAUGCCUUAACCCUGCAGGAGAGUCUGGUGCAGGCAAUCACGGCUUUGAUUCAGCAGCUGAAAUUGGGUGAUGCCCUGAGAAAGGGUCACCCUCUGGUACAAAAGCCAUCUUCAGCCCAGGUGAAGUUGGAAGAGGGAAGGAAGGGGUCCUCCCAACCUUGUGGAAGCACAGCUGAGGGAAAAAGGGGUGACUGGGAGAAAAAGAAGGGAGGGGGGGAAUUCAGCGUGGCCCAGCCUCAUGGAGAGAAGGAAGAACAGGAGGAAGAGAAGGAGAAGAUUCUGGAUAUUGAGGCCUAUGUGCAGGAGUUUGACAACAUGACCUGGGAGAUUGAGUGCACCCCUGAAAUGCUGAAGACGUUGGGCAGCAAAGCUGUGCCUCACUAUCUGAAAACUAGAACCAUCAUGACAAUCAAGCAGCUCGGCAACGGGGAAUGGACCAGGGGCCUUCACAAGCCACUGAAACACUUGAAAGCUGACAUCCAGCUCUUCGAAGCCAAGUUGGGCAAAGGGGCAAGAAUGCUGUGGGAGCUUGCCAUUGACUUUUCUCCCCGUUGCAGCGAGAGCGCGGAGAAGAUCAUGGAGACAGAGCGGGCAAAAAGCCUUCCAGAAAAAUCUGGUAGAGUUUACACAGAAAUAAUCAGAAUUUGGGCCAUUGUCCUCGACCACUGCAAGCUGAACCGUGUCUUAGAUAGUAUAUGCAUUUCCUACAACCGUGGCUUAUCCUGCAUCUUGAGGAAAAAGCUCAAGGGCAUAAAUGAAGGAGGACACCAGAACCACAGCGUGUCGACGCAGAGGCGCGUUCCACGUUGCUACGUCGAAGACUCAGAGGCAGAGAAAUCCAAAGAACACACCAUACCUGAGUAUUUCCCUCCAGCCAGCGCAGCAGAACUGGAAUACAACCUCAUAAAAUUUCACAGCUUCAGUACUAACAUGGCCCUUAACAUCAUAAACGAUGUGCAUUCUUCAGUGGAGUACCCCUUCCGAGUGGGGGAGUUGGAGUACGCGGUCAUCGAUCUCAACCCACAGCCCAUGGAACCCAUCAUUUUAAUUGGGAGGAGUGGGACGGGGAAGACAACCUGCUGUUUGUACAGGCUUUGGAAAAAAUUCUACUCCUACUGGGAAAAAUCCACCUUGGCGAAUGGUCCUCUGCUAGAGAGGCAAACCUGGCAGCAGAUGCCGUGCAGUGAGGUUGGAAAAGCUGGGUCAGAGAAGGAGGAGAGUGAACCAAAACACAGCAGUGACAAUUCCAGUGAGGAGCCAGGCAGUGACGAGCAGGACCAGAACAAUGAGGUGGAAAAAGUUCCUGUGGGCACAGCUGGUGCAGAAAUGAACUCGGGUGAUGACCGUGAAGAAGCCCAAACGUGUCGUGCAGAAGCGUUGAACAGGUUGGAGCACCUGCACCAGAUCUUUGUCACAAAAAAUCCUGUCUUGUGCCAAGAAGUUCAGAAGAACUUCAUUGAGCUUAGCAAAUCUUCGAAGGUGACCAGUCACUUCAAGCCUCUGGAGCCAAGUGUUCACAAGCUACAAGAUAUUAAAGAUGAAAAUUUCCCGCUGUUUGUCACCUCCAAGCAGUUGUUGCUGCUGCUGGAUGCAUCCAUGCCUGACCCGUUUUUUCCAAGAAAUGAGGAUGGAAGCCUUAAAAAAACCAUUGUUGGCUGGAGUCCUCAGGAAGACUUGGUUUUACCACACUGGAAAGAUGAGGAUGAAGAAGGUAAUGUUGAAGCAGACCCUGGUGAUGGUGAAGGAGCUGCAGAUGUGUGUCCGAGGGAGAGCGAUCCUCGGGUAUUCGUGACUUACAGCGUGUUUGCAAAUGAAAUCUGGCCAAAAAUGAUCAAAGGUAAAAGCUUGUACAACCCAGCGCUGGUUUGGAAAGAAAUAAAAUCCUUUUUGAAAGGCUCUUUUGAGGCACUGAGUUGCUCUGGGGGCAAACUUACUGAGGAGCAGUAUAAAAAGCUGGGCCGAAAGAGGUCACCGAACUUCACGGAAGACAGGAGUGAAAUCUACCACCUCUUCUGUCUCUAUCAGCAGAUACGGUCCCAGAGAGGCUACUUUGAUGAAGAAGACUUGCUGUAUAAUCUAUCUCAAAGACUCUCAAAGCUCAGGGAGCUGCCGUGGUCCAUCCAUGAGUUUUAUGGGGAUGAGAUCCAGGAUUUCACCCAAGCCGAGCUGGCGCUGUUGAUGAAGUGCAUCAAUGACCCAAAUUCCAUGUUCCUCACUGGUGACACUGCCCAGAGCAUCAUGAAAGGAGUUGCCUUUAGGUUCAGUGACCUGAGGUCACUCUUUCACUACGCCAGCAAGAACUCCAUGAACAAGAAGCAGCGUAUCAGAAAACCAAGGAGGAUUUAUCAGUUGUACCAGAACUACAGGUCCCAUUCAGGUAUCCUCCGUUUGGCAUCUGGAGUGGUUGAUUUACUUCAGCAUUACUUCCCAGAGUCCUUCGACAGGCUUCCUAAGGACUGUGGUCUCUUUGAUGGCCCAAAGCCCACGGUCUUGGAGUCCUGCAGCGUCAGCGACCUGGCGAUCCUGCUGAGGGGCAACAAGAGGAAAACACAACCCGUGGAAUUUGGAGCCCAUCAGGUGAUAUUAGUGGCAAAUGAGACUGCCAAGGAGAAGAUACCUGAGGAGCUUAGUUUAGCCCUUGUGCUGACAAUUUAUGAAGCAAAGGGCUUGGAAUUUGAUGAUGUUCUACUUUACAACUUUUUCACUGAUUCAGAGGCUAGCAAAGAAUGGAAGAUAAUUUCUUCCUAUACUCCAAAUUCAGAUGUGCAAGUGGGAAGCAAAGUCUUAAUUGAAGUGCCCUUGGAGGAUGUUACUGGUCUGCAGAAAACAACUCCUGUUAAUGUAGGAAUGUACAAGAUGCUGAAUGGAGAACUCAAACAAUUGUACACUGCAGUUACAAGAGCCAGAGUCAAUCUUUGGAUCUUUGAUGAAGACAGAGAUAAACGGGCUCCAGCUUUUCAGUAUUUCAUCAAAAGAGAAUUUGUUCAGGUUGUCAAAGCAGAUGAAAAGAAAGAUCUAGAUGACAGCAUGUUUGCUAAAACCUCAACUCCAGAAGAAUGGAUUGCACAGGGAGACUACUAUGCUAAACAUCAGUUCUGGGAGGUUGCAGCCAAGUGUUACCAAAAGGGAGGAGCAGCUGAGAAGUCAAAGCUGGCCUUGGCACACGAUGCUGUUCUCAAAGUGCACGCCAAGAAAAGCAGCCCCAGGGAAAAACAGCUGGAAUAUAUGACAUUAGCUAAAACUUACUUGGAAUGUGGAGAACCAAAACUAUCACUAAAAUGCCUCUUCCAAUCCAAGGAGUUCCGGCUGUGUGCAGAACUCUGUAAAAAGUUGGGAAAGAUAAAAGAUGCUGCAGUUUACUAUCAGAAAAGCCAGUGCUACAAAGAAGCAUCUGAAUGCUAUGAACAAAUUGAGGAGUUUGAUCUGGCAGUUAAAAUGUACUGUCAGGAAGAACUCUAUGAAGAAGCAGCAAAGGCAGUGGAAAGGUAUGAGUUGCUGCUAACUACAAAAGGACAGAUGGCUUCCAAACUCUCAUGUACAGCGAAUCAGUUGUACUUGGAAGCGGCUGCGAAGUACCUGAGCAUGAACAGAAGGGAGGAAAUGAUGCAGGUCCUCUCCAAGCUGGACGUAGAGGAUCAGCUCGAAUUCCUGAAGUCUCGUGGCUGCCUGCACCAAACAGCAGCCUUGCUGAAAAGGGAGGGUCGUCGGGAGGAGGCGGCCAAGCUGAUGAAGCAGCACGGCUUCGCCUUGGAAGCGGCCGGCCUGACGGCGCUGAGGGAGUUCCGCGCCUCCUGC
Molecule: messenger RNA, 4838 nt
Organism: Merops nubicus (carmine bee-eater)
Lineage: Eukaryota; Metazoa; Chordata; Aves; Coraciiformes; Meropidae
Gene: TRANK1
Product: tetratricopeptide repeat and ankyrin repeat containing 1
Exons: 13
Molecular function (GO): ATP binding; protein binding
Source: RefSeq, a predicted model, not a curated record